UUUGCUUACAGGCAGCUGAAGCCAACAAACUCCUUUAACAACACAGCAAGCCUCUUUUACCAGCAAGCUAGCUAGCAGUCGCUUCGGUGCCAUCAGCUAGCGACCAUGCAGUACGCGGCGGCGGAGCAGGCGUGGUACAUGCCGGCGGCGCCGAUGGCGGAGAGCGCGGUGGCGCGCGUGGAGCGGCUGGCGUCGGAGAGCGCGGUGGUGGUGUUCAGCGUGAGCAGCUGCUGCAUGUGCCACGCCGUGAAGCGGCUCUUCUGCGGCAUGGGCGUGCACCCGACGGUGCACGAGCUGGACCUCGACCCCCGGGGGCGCGAGCUGGAGCGCGCCCUGGCGCGACUCCUCGGCUACGGCCCUGCCGGCGCGCCCGUCGUCCCCGUCGUCUUCAUCGGCGGCAAGCUCGUCGGCGCCAUGGACCGCGUCAUGGCCGCGCACAUCAACGGCUCGCUCGUCCCGCUCCUCAAGGAGGCCGGCGCGCUCUGGCUCUAAGCUGGGCCUCCAUCGCCACCAUCGCCAUUGGCAGCCCGCACGUGACAAGAAGCUAGCUAUAUACGUCGUCGUAGCUUCCGUUGUUCCUGCUUUGCUUUGCUGUUGCAGAACUACUUGAUAUCACUGCUUGCUGCUAAUCAAUUAAACAAAGAUGAAAGCCGAUAGGAGGAUAUAUCCACACGUUGAUCGAUCUUACGUAGAUCAGUGAACGAGUGCGUGUGUGUGCAAGAGAGGCUGGUACCGUGUGUGUUUUUUCCCCCACUACUGCCUCCGUCCGUGAUAUGUUGUGUUGUGCCGGCGCGUGCAUGUGCUGUUUGGCGCAUGCGCUGGAUUUGCUUUGCUUGGAGCUACUGAAUUGCUACGUACUGUGCCUUUUCAA
Phragmites australis (common reed) is the source of this 871-nucleotide messenger RNA. Its product is annotated as glutaredoxin-C3. Bases 106 to 492 code for a protein of 128 amino acids. The record is from RefSeq and is a predicted model, not a curated record. NCBI's taxonomy places the organism in Eukaryota, Viridiplantae, Streptophyta, Magnoliopsida, Poales, Poaceae. The transcript has a single exon.